Molecule: messenger RNA, 4542 nt
Organism: Chelonoidis abingdonii (Abingdon island giant tortoise)
Lineage: Eukaryota; Metazoa; Chordata; Testudines; Testudinidae
Gene: PXDC1
Product: PX domain containing 1
Molecular function (GO): phosphatidylinositol binding
Source: RefSeq, a predicted model, not a curated record
UGUCCCCAGCCUGGGACCCUGCUCAGCGCUGGGGAUGGGGCGGGUGUUGGCUGUGGGCUCUCAGCUGCUGCUGCUGCAGUGGGGAGGGAGUCUGGCAAGCGCGGCUGAGGAGGAGGCUCCGCUGGCCGGGGCUUUUCGCUGACACCUCCCCAGCGUGCCGGGAUCGGCAGCGCCACCGAGCAGGAGGGAGCUGUCCCGGCCAGAGCGCGCAGAGCAGCCGCCCAGGCGGGGCGAGGGGGCAGCGCGCCCGAUUGCGUUGCAAUAACCCGGUCCUAGUCCCUUGGCGAGAGGAGGCAAAGGGGGCUUCGGCCUCUGCCUGCUGCCGCCGGGAGACUCCUACCAGCCGUCCCCAGCAUCCCGCCCCCGCUGUCCAGCCCCCGCGGGAUCCGGAGAGAGGAAGCCAAAGCCGGGGGAGCGGAGCCCAAGCGGAACUCGCGACCCUCCCCCGCGCGGAGUCCCGGGCGCAGAGGAGUCGGCGGGACGGGAGGGGUGCCUGCCUGGAGGCGCCUCCUCGAGCUGCUGCGUGGGGAAAGAGCCAAGGCGCAGCAAGAACUGAGUGUGCAGGGAGUGCCCGGGAUCGGACUGCAAAGGGCGCUGCCUCCUAGCCCGGGGGGCUGCUCGGGCCCCUUGGCCAAGCUGCUGCCCGGCGCCGCGCAAAGUGCAAGAAAGUCGGGGAAAGUUACUGCCCGUCGAGAUCUCCCCACCGUGCCACUGCCUGCCGGGCGUGUGACACGCAGCACCGCUGCAGCGGGAGGAGGGCAGGGCUGGGACCUCCCUCCAGCGCAGGAGGAGACUCAACCCGUGCUUUUUGCGGGCUGGGUUGCAUCGCACCCCCCAUUGAUUUGCAACCCUCCCCCCAGCCACCGUUCGGUUCCCCAGCAGCGGGAGGAGGCUGCUCCCCGCCGGGGCAUGUGCAGGCAGCGGCGGGAUGGCCUCGGCCGUGUUUGAGGGUACCUCUCUGGUGAACAUGUACGUGAGGGGCUGCUGGGUGAAUGGCAUCCGGAGACUUAUCAUCAGUCGGCGUGGGGACGAGGAGGAGUUCUUCGAGAUCCGCACCGAGUGGUCGGACAGGAACGUUCUCUACUUGCACCGGAGCUACUCGGACCUGGGCCGCCUCUUCAAGAGGCUGCUGGACUCCUUCCCGGAGGAUCGCCCCGAGCUGUCACAGUCCCCCCUGCUCCAAGGACUAAUCACAAUAAAAGAGGCCCGUGAUAUAGAAGCCAGGCUUAAUGAAGUGGAGAAGCUUCUGAAGAUUAUUAUAAAUAUGCCUUGGAAAUAUUCUAGAUCUGAAGUUGUCCUUACCUUCUUUGAAAGAUCUCCAUUAGAUCAAGUGUUAAAAAAUGACAAUGUCCAUAAAAUUCAACCAAGCUUUCAGAGUCCAGUUAAAAUAUCAGAAAUCAUGCGAUCUAAUGGAUUUUGUUUAGCAAACACUGAAACAAUAGUCAUUGACCACAGUAUACCAAACGGAAAAGACAAGCACCUGGAUGUAGAUUCAGCAGAGCACUUGUUUGAAACUGUUAGUGAGUUUACUUCAGAGCUAGAAGACACUGAUGAUCCAGCAGCUUAUGUCACCAACUUGACAUAUUACCACCUGGUCCCAUUUGAGACGGAUAUUUUGGACUGAGGCUUUCCAGAGACCCAGUCAGCUAGCAUCCAGCUGAUUUCUUUGCGCAUAGACUCUGCUUUCCCAUUGCUCUUCUAUGAAUAAAGCUGUGUGAUUUAAAACAGCAGAGAAGUUGCUGCAGAUAUGCCAUGAAACUGAUUUUGCAGCUUAGCUCUUCGUUGUGACUCAAGGAGGUACCUUGCAAGGAAGUAACUGCUUCAAGAAACUCCUUUUUCCCGGAAAGGAAUGUAGCAAGAUCUUAGGGCUACUUGGAUCCAAGGAAAUCAUUUUGGCAAAGGCCAUGGCAACCACUACAUUGACAAAACCAUAAGCGAUCGUGCUAUUGUUGGGCACCAGUGGUCACUGGUAUACAGUGCAACUUGUACAAAAGACUGCCCUUAUUAGCAGUCACAACAAAAUAUCCCCAGAUGUACUGAGUACACUUCCACUCCACCUUUAGUAGAAGACCACCUCUGUUAAGCAAUCAAUGUUUGUCAGUCCCUUCAUGUGGUCACUUAAGACAGGUCCCACAGUUCAGCUGUGAGAUGACAGGUGCCUUACAUAUAAUGUUACAAAUACCAUAGAGUGCCUACAGGAAACCAAUGCACAAUCUGAUUAUUUUACCUCUGUUAAUCCUUGGGUGUUGUUUAAUCGUCCGAGAGCUGACUUCUUUCCUUUCCUUUCCUGAAAUAGGAGAGCAGACUGGCAUUGCAAUGGAAAGCUUAUAAUGCUGCAGUACCUUGAAUUACUUCAGAGUUCUGGAAAGCUGAUAGGAAGGCUAAAUUGCCUUGCUAAGAAUGGUCAGUGCAUGCCAGGCACUCGGAUCUGGUUUUUCUCUUGGACCAGGAAAUCUGAGCAGUGCUUGCAGUUGUUUACACAAGAUGGAUAAUUACCUUUGCGUAUUACUUUCCAGAGAAUGGGGAGAUUUAAGCCAUGUAGAGACUGAGAAUUAAAGAUAAACUACAGCUUAUCUUAUGAGGACAGGAAAAAAGGAAACCACCCCAGCUCAGAUAGUCUGCUUAACCUACACCCAUAGACCUAAAGAGCCUGAUUCUGAUCUUGCCUACAUGGAUUUCAUACCAGUGACAUUUUGUUCACCUCAAUGGAAUUAUGCCAGUGUAAGAAAGGGCGGAAUCAGACCCUAAAGGCUCUUUACUACUGAGUAGUGCAACGUUAACCUCUCUUAGAGCUCAACCUUGUAAGUUGCUGAGCACCCUGAACUCCCAAUAUGAGCGCAACACCCUGCAUGAUCAGGCCCUGACCUUUCAUCAAGCAUUUAAUGUAGUAAUGGCCAGAAUUAAUUUAAAGAGAUAUGAACUGAGAAGAGUGCAUUUUGAGCUGGUUAUCUGUACAAUAGCUUUGCCUUGGUCCUGAAGAACUUGGCACAGCUCCUCUCCUGUAUACUCUUCGGUGCUCUGUGUAUAACAACAGUAGACAGAAUUUGCUAAUGUACAUAAUAAAUUAUUGAGAAUCCUAAUUCCUUUACACGGUAUGUUUUUAAAAUAUAUAUUUAAUUAAAUAAAAUAACUCACCUUAAGUAUAUCUUCCAUUUAAAGUGUUGACUUCCAUUUAUUUUUCAUGGAGAGUAAGUCUCUGAGACCUGAGUCCUCUGCUUUUCCCUCCAAUAAUUUUGGAAACAGGUUGCGUAACUGCUGCUUUUCCUGUGCUGCUUAUGGGCUCAUGCUGCAGGUAUAAUUAACACCCAAGUGAAAGCUACAGGGCUGGAUACUGAUCUCACCUCUGUGUAAACAUGGAUUAACACCACUGCCUUCAGUGGAGCUCUUUGGGAUUUAUACAGGUGAAAAUGAGAUCAAAUCUGGCAUCUAUAGUUUCUCAGGAUGGAGGAGUUCCUUAAACUGGAAUGUAAUGGGAAACUUCCUUGUUUCGUGUUCUUGAACUAGAUUUAUUUUCUUUGCCCACUGGCUACAGUUCUUCAGUCUAUGCUUCCAGCUGAUUAUUAUUGGGUAGCAGCAAUAUCUGAUGGAAGGGGAACAGGACUGGGAACUGGGAGACCUGAGUUCUGUUCCUUGCUCUGUUACUAACCUGCUAUGGGAUGUUGGGCAACUGUACUUCAUUGCCUGUGCCUCAGUUUCCCCAUUUGAAAAUUCUACCUGCUUUCUCCAUUUUACAAGUGCCUAUGCCCCACUGACUUCCACUGAGACAUAAGUAUUCUUGUAAAUGUUAUUCACUGAUACUUACCUACCUUUUGUAAAGUAAUUUAAGAUGUAUGGAUAAAAAGUUAUAUUAAAGCUAAGUAUUAUUACCAAGUUUAAGAGCAAGUGACCUCUCUCAUAAUGAGAAAACAGGUCAAGCUGCAGAGAGGAGAGGAGAUGUUGUAGGGGGUCAUUUUAUUAAAUCUGAGAUUAAGGUUUAGUUCAUAAACAGAAGUUGCACUGGUUUCAGGUAAUUCUGUUUUUUAAAACUAUUUACAUUGGUGCAGAAGACUGUGUGACUACACUUUAUGAAAUCACCCCUUUAGUUAAACUGGUACAACUUUCUCAUGUAGAUGAGGCCUUAGUCCUUGUACCAAACAUAAAUUUGGAAAAGGAUAAAGUAUUAAUCAUGAAUAUGUCCACUUCUAAAAUUCAAAAUGGAUCUAGGGCUAAGUAAAAAUCAAGCCGUAGUAUGGAGGGUGUAGGAGCGUUCACUGCCACACAAAGAAUAUGCACUUAAUAUUAUCUGACUGUUGCACACAAAACACUAUAUUAAAAGGAUCUUAUGAAGGUUCCAAAGUCAAGUCCUCAAAAGUUUGCCAGUGCAACCUUAAUUCGUCCCCUGCACAUGUAUGUGUUACGAUUCAGUCAUUAAUUACAUGACCACGUACUAUUUUCCUGCAGGACUCCUGCCUCAUUCAGGGCACAGAGUGGGCCGCUCUGGAGAUAAAUCAGGGCUGUCUAGUAGAGGAGAUUGUUGUCUGUAGGACCCUUGCUUCAUUUGUU